Molecule: messenger RNA, 1236 nt
Organism: Cuscuta europaea
Lineage: Eukaryota; Viridiplantae; Streptophyta; Magnoliopsida; Solanales; Convolvulaceae
Source: the annotation of a GenBank genome assembly
GAAAGUGCAUGUUGGCAAUGGUAUUGGAGAACAUAUUUGGGAAAAUUUGAAUGACGAUGACACCGAUUUUGAUGAGGAUGAGCUGCUCAAAGUGGAUGAGCUGGCUAUCAAAACCAUUCAAAAGAGCAAAGAAAAGUCAACAGAAACAACCAUUGAGGAAUCCAUAAUGCAAAUGGAAGAGGCUAAAAGGAAAUUAGAAACAAAUUCAAAGAAUGAAGAAGACGGUGCUACCAAUAAGUGUAAAAUUAUACAGGUUUACAAAGAACCAGAACCUUUAGCUGUGAUUGUGACAGCUCAUGCUGCACCUGUAAAAAGAUCUAAAAGGAAUCAUAGUUCUCCGGAACGCUGCACACCGUCAAAGAGAAGAGUGGAGAAGAAAAGAAGAAAGAUUGAAAAGGCGAAGAAGAAGGUGGAGAACACUUCGUUUCCGGUAACUGAAGACUGCAUAGGUCCAUUUUCUGAAGAUCCAAAGCAAAUGCUAGAAAAACAUGAGGUUGAUAAAGUGGCAGCUUAUUUAAAGGUUGGAUUGCUGAAAAACAGAAAGCGCGAUACAGGCUCUAUACAAUAUAAGAAACAAGAUGAAAACAUGCAUGUAAAGCCAUUCCUGUUGGACUGUAUGAUUGUCCAUUCAAAGACAUGGUUGUAUGAGCUGUUUACCAAUCCCGAAUGGUUGCGCGACACGUGAACAAUGGAAAUCACUGGGUCUUAGUGGUUCUUGAUUUACCUGCCAGGAUGAUGAAAGUGUAUAACUCCAAAUACAGAAGAGGUGAGUCACUACGAGAUAUUGGUGAAUUUAUGCCAAGCUUGAAAAGCCUACUGCCAAAAAUCAUGGACAAGUAUGGUGUGUAUGAAGCAUUUGACGGUGGAAAUAUGGGUGAAAAAGAAUUUCAUAUCGAAGCUGUAGAAAACUGCCCCCAACAGAAUGACUGUGGCAACUGUGGAAUGUUCAUGCUAAAGUUUGCUGAAUUCUUGAUGAUGGGGAGGGACAUCACUGAAAUCAAAGCUGAAAACAUGCCAAGCUACAGGAAUAAAAUGGCAACUGAGUUGAUGAUGUACAAUAAAAGGAGGAUGAAAGAUUUAGUGAAAUAAGCAAGAAGCUAUACUUGCUUAUAUAUAGUACUGAAUAAUUGACUUUGUAAUCACAUUUCUAACAUUUUGUUUUUUGUUUAGCAAAUAAGACUAUAGAAACUUAUGUGUUUUACUUAAAUUAUAUUUGGUUAACAUCUUGAAAUUUGU